Messenger RNA from Syzygium oleosum, 3120 nucleotides. Its product is annotated as E3 ubiquitin-protein ligase WAV3-like. The transcript has 2 exons. The record is from RefSeq and is a predicted model, not a curated record. Bases 596 to 2776 code for a protein of 726 amino acids. Lineage: Eukaryota; Viridiplantae; Streptophyta; Magnoliopsida; Myrtales; Myrtaceae.
CCAACGAAUAUAAAUAUCCCACCAAUGAAAGAACAGAACAGAGGCCUGCCCCUUCCAAAACAGAGAAGAGAGAGAGAGAGAUUAGAGUAGAACUAGAAGUGGUAGCAGAUCUCAAAGCCUUUCCAUUGCGGAUCUCCUUCUGGGUCAUCCCCAGAGAGCAAUAUAGAAAUCGAGAAAAGCAAGGGGAAGAAGAAGAAGGGAGAGGUGUGUGCAGGCAGAAAGCUCAGGCCUUUUGUCUGAGAUUUGUUUCCCAUCUUCUCCAGAAAAAUCUUUUGUCCCCAUCCCCCCUUCCCUUCCAUUUCCCCGAAUCCCAUCCCAUCCCAUCCCAUGCUCUAUCCUCGCUACAGAAUACGAUUCAAUCCCGUCCCUUCUUGCCUUCAGUGUCAGUGUCGGCCUCAGCCUCAGCCUCAGCGCCCUUCCAUUAUCGCUCCGUACAAACACCAAUCCAUAUAAACAAAUCCUUGCUCGUAACCUCUGGAGGAUACGCAAAAACAGAGGCGCUUGAACAGCAUUCUUGACCGAGGAAGCUAUAAAAGAUCAAACCCAGAGCGCAUAGGAGGGAAGUGAAGAUUCCCAUAUUUUGGUGGCUGAAAAAAUGGGGACUGGUUGGAGAAGAGCGCUCUGUUCAACACUCCCUAAAGACCCAGAUUCCACGACGUCGGCCUCCUCCGAUGAGCAACCCAGUAGCCCGACGACGCUGGCGAAGUGCACAAAGCUGAGAUUUUUCUCGAACCCGUCCACGCCUCGCUUGAGCAAGACUCAGGCUCCGCAAGCUGUUUCGACCCCAACAUUGCGCUGCAGGACCGUGGCGGAAGCUGCUCAUGUGGCUAACAAUACGGCGGAGGAGAGUCCCAAGCUCCAAUGCAAGACCAAACCCGCCAUUCUUAAGGCAACGAAGAGCCCAAGAACGUUUCUCGGUUUCUAUUCCACUCCAUCCUCUCCACGCUCUCCUCUCAAGCUCUCUCUUUUCAGAAACAGCUUCAAGUUCAGAAGCGGUUGCGGCAUUUGCUCGAACAGCUUGAAGGCGGGUCAAGGCACGGCCAUCUACACGGCCGAGUGCGGCCACGGAUUCCACUUCGCAUGCGUGGCCUCGCUCGUGCGGGGCGCACGCAGCGGCUCUCUCGCUUGCCCGGUCUGCAACGCGGCUUGGAAGGACAUCCCGCUGCUCGCCAUCCACAAGAGCGCCAACAAAGAGGACGACAGCUCCGUCGUGGAAGACAAGAAGGUGAUGAUUCAGUCGUCCUCGCCGAGGACCCCCAACUCGGCCCGUUCGAGAAGCCGAUACGACGACGACGAGCCACUGUCGUCCCCAAGAUUCAUUCCCAUUCCAGAAUCAGAGGAAGCGGAGGAAGUCGAAGAGUUUCAGGGCUUCUUCGCAAACGCGAAGGCGACCCACGUCGAGUUCACGCUUUCGCCGGAGUCCGCCGCCGUGUCGGCGUCCAAAUCGCACGAGACCCGCGUGGUGGCCCUGCGCGCCAAGGCCCCGCCGGCGCCAAGGCCGCGGGGAUCGGCGUGCAGCCGCGCGCCGGUGGACUUGGUCGCCGUGCUCGACGUGAGCGGGAGCAUGGGCGGGGCGAAGCUGCAGAUGCUGAAGCGGGCCGUGCUGCUGGUCAUCUCGUCGCUCGGCUACGCCGACCGGCUCGCCAUCGUGGCCUUCUCGGCUAGCGCCAGGAGGCUCCUGCCCCUGCGGAGGAUGACGGCGCGGGGCCAGAGCGCCGCCCGGGAGAUCGUCGGCCGGCUCGCCUGCGGCCAGGGGACGAGCGUCGGCGACGCGCUGCGGAAAGCCACGAAGGUGCUCGAGGACCGGCGGGAGAGGAACCCCGUCGCCAGCAUAGUCCUCCUAUCGGACGGCCAGGACGAGAGGGCGCGCCACGACAGCGACGCGAAUCAGCGGCGGUCGAGGAGCCACGAGUCGUCCACGCGGUUCGCGCACGUGGAGAUUCCCGUGCACGCGACCGGCCUCGGGGAGGACCGCGCCGGCUGCGGGGGCGGCGGCCGCCGCCGCGAGCCGGCGGACGACGCCUUCGCCAGGUGCGUCGGGGGGUUGCUGAGCGUCGUGGUGCGGGAUCUGAGAAUCCAGCUCGGCUUCGCGGCUGGCUCGGCUCCGGCCGAGAUUGCGGCGGUCUACUCGUCCGGCGGACGGCCGAGACUGGUUGGGUCGGGGUCGGUUCGGCUGGGCGACUUGUAUGCCGAGGAAGAGAGGGAGCUCCUCGUCGAGCUGAGGGUCCCGGCAUCGGCCGUCGGCUCCCGUCACGUCUUGACCGUGCGAUGCUCUUACAAGGACCCGUCGACGAAGGAAGACGUGUACGGCGGGGAUCGGGCGCUCACGGUGCCGAGGACGGAAGCCCUCGGAUCGGAGGACGCGAAGAUCGGACGGCUGAGGAACCUCUUCGUGGUGACUCGGGCCUUAGCCGAGUCGAGGAGAUUAGUGGAGCGCGAGGAGUACAGCACCGCGCAUCAGUUGCUGGCAUCGGCCCGAUCCCUGAUAGCGCGGACCGGCGCGGCGUCGGCCGACGAUCACGCGAGGGCGCUGGACGCCGAGCUGGCGGAGGUGUGUUGGAGGAGGCAGGAUCGGGCGGAGCAGCAGAGGACGGCGCAGCGGUGGAGAGGGAACGACCGGAGGGAGGCGGCGGCGGGGCUGGUGGACGAGAACGGGGAGCCGCUGACGCCGACGUCGGCUUGGAGAGCGGCUGAGGAGCUGGCUAAGCUGGCUGAUAGGAAGAAGUCGAUGAGGAGAGUCAGAGACUUGCAUGGCUUUGAGAACGCUAGGUUUUAGGCAGCAGUAAAGAUGAAUUUUCCUUUUCUUUUCUUCUGUGUACUUCUUUUCACUUGGAUAUUGAAAAAGGGGGGUGUUAGAAAAUAGGUGAAGAAAAGGUAAAAUCAGACCAAAAAAAGAAGAGGGGGGGAAAAGCUGGAGAUUUGAUUUGGGUACUGUAUCGUAAUCUAUUUUGACUGGUCAACGAAGCGGUGCUGAUUGAGUGGGCUUGGUUUGGGCUUGAAGUCUUUGGCCUUUGUGGUCUAGAGGGAAAGAGAGGUACUUGGUCUUGUCGUUUUAUGGUCGCAUAGAAAGAGAUGUAGUAAGAUGAGAAGAGUGCCAUGAAAAGUGAGUUUUGGAUGAAA